UUGCUGGUUAGUGUCUUUCCCGUUUCACUCUCCCUCCCUUUAUAAAUUUAAGAUCAUUAACAUUAUAAAGUUACGUACAUACAUACAUUAGUGUACAGUUGCCUCAGAAAGUUCUAGUACACCCUGUGUUAACUCCUGUCAUGAUGUGGCACCAUCGCAGUAAUUGCAAAACUAUCUAUGAAUGAACAGCUGUUCCUCAAGAGAGAGAGAGAGAGAGAGAGAGAGAGAGGGAGGGAUGAAGAGAGGUAAGGAGAGGAAAGAGGUAGGGAGAGGGAUGGGAGGGAGAGAGAAAGACUGACUGAGUGUGGGGUGGUUAUGUAUUUUGAUCAUAGAAACAACGUCAUGUCUGCUGUGUCUACCAAGUUAUUGCCAGGGCCUGUAACCUACAACUUAGUCAAUUAUAGUCUGGACACCACAAGAGCCACCAUGAAUCGACAGGAGGAGAAAAUCUUUCAAUGUGGUGAGAUAAUCGGCAUAAGAGCAGGCAUGUCAAUUGCUGUCAUUUCGACUGAGCUGGCCAUCACCAAGUCAACUGUGAGGCGUUGGUGCCAGAGAUGGGAAGAGACGGGGAAUGUAAUAGAUGAAGCAAGAUGUAGAAGACCCAGGAAGACCAGCCUUGCUGACAACAGAGCGAUCCUUGAAUCAGCAAUACAGUCUCCAUUAAAAACUGCAGUUGCUAUACGCAAUGAGCUACAGCUGCAACUGUCACCAGGAACAGUUCGGAAUAGACUCCACGAGGCCGGUAUUCAUCACAGGACGCCAGCAGUGAAGGGCAAGCUUACAGAUGAGCAUCGAGCAGCAAGACUAGAGUUUGCUCAACAGCACAUCGAUAAUGGGCUCGAUUACUGGGGACGAGUAAUCUUUAGCGAUGAGAAGACCUUCACUUCAAACACCCAUGGCCGUCUCCACUGCUGGCGCCGAUACAACACCCGAUACGACUGCCAGAACAUCUACGAGGAGGGUAGAAGUGGCCGCAUCACCUGUAAUGUAUGGGGAUCGGUCCACCUGCAUGGAGUAAGGGGAGCUGACAGAGAUACGAGGACGGUUCACAGCAGAACAAUAUAUCGAGAUCAUGGAGGAACUCCGAGGAAGUGAUGGUUCCAUCAGUAAACACCAUUGCCCUGCCCUAUCCUGAGCGGAUAAUAUUCAUGCAGGAUAACUGUCCCAUCCACACUGCAAGAAUCGUCCGCACAUGGUUUGAGGAGCAGGCUGACAUCGAACUCUUGCACUAGCCAAGCAAAUUGUGUGAUCUAAAUCCCAUAGAGAACGUGUGGGGCAACAUAACACGUGGGAGGACGGCCAGGAGCGCACUCGAGAGCGCCUUCUCCAGCACACCAUGGCGGAAUGGGAAAUGUUCCGGUGCAACCA
This is a messenger RNA of Portunus trituberculatus (swimming crab), 1368 nucleotides long. RefSeq lists its product as uncharacterized. Gene Ontology annotation, biological process: DNA transposition; DNA integration. Gene Ontology annotation, molecular function: DNA binding. The coding region runs from base 316 to 1095 and encodes 259 amino acids. The record is from RefSeq and is a predicted model, not a curated record. Lineage: Eukaryota; Metazoa; Arthropoda; Malacostraca; Decapoda; Portunidae. The transcript has 2 exons.